UCGGAGUUGGGACUGGAGGGGGGCGGCAUCGUCUGGCUCCCGGAGGCCCUGCCUGCUCCCGGGUUCUUAACUCCCCCUCUCUGCCGCAGCCCACCCUUCCUUGAGCGGGGAUGACCCUGUCGGGCAGCCUGAGCGCCAACGACAUGUCCGGCCAGACGGUGCUGACGGCCGAAGACGUGGACAUCGACGUGGUGGGCGAGGGCGACGAGGGCCCAGAGGAGCGAGACGGCGGCAGGGGAAGCGGCGAGGCCGAGGGCGGGGGCAGUCCGCCGUCUGGGCUGCAGGCCCAGCUGGCCCUGGACGAGGCAGCCGAGCUGCUGAUGGCCAAGGAGGCGUCCCUGGCGGCGGAGGCGCGCUCAGGCAGCGGCAGCCCCGUCGAGGAGAAAGCGGGCGAAGAGGGCGGCGCGGCGGGAGGAGCGGCGGGUGCGCCGUCGGGGCCUGCGGCGGCAGGCGGCGGCGGGAAGCCGAAGAGCAGCCUGGUGAAGCCGCCCUACUCAUACAUCGCGCUCAUCACCAUGGCCAUCCUGCAGAGCCCGCAGAAGAAGCUGACGCUGAGCGGCAUCUGCGAGUUCAUCAGCAACCGCUUCCCCUACUACCGCGAGAAGUUCCCGGCCUGGCAGAACUCCAUCCGCCACAACCUGUCGCUCAACGACUGCUUCGUCAAGAUCCCCCGCGAGCCCGGCAACCCGGGCAAGGGCAACUACUGGACGCUGGACCCGCAGUCCGAGGACAUGUUCGACAACGGCUCCUUCCUGCGGCGCAGGAAGCGCUUCAAGCGGCACCAGCAGGAGCAGCUGCGCGAGCAGACGGCUCUCAUGAUGCACAGCUUCGGCGCCUACAGCCUGGCCGCCGCCGCCGCCGCCUCCUCGGGCCCCUACGGGCGCGCCUACGGCCUGCCGCCCGCCGCCUACCCGCACCCGGCCGCCCUGCAGUACCCCUACGUGCCACCCGUCGGGCCCCUGCUGCCGCCCGCCGUGCCGCUCCUGCCCUCGGCGGAGCUGGGCCGCAAGGCCUUCAACGCGCAGCUCAGCCCCAGCCUGCAGCUCCAGCUCAGCAGCCUCAGCGCCGCCGCCGCCGCCGCCGCCGCCGCCUCCGGGGCCGCCGUCAAGGCCGAGCCGCCCAGCCGGCCCUCCUUCUCCAUUGAGAACAUCAUCGGCGGCGGAGCCGGCGGUGCGGGCGGCGGGGGGCCGGCGGCCAGCUCCGCGGGCCCCGGCGCGGCCCAGCCCUUCCUCCGCCCGCCAGUCACCGUCCAGUCCGGCCUACUGGCCCACCAGCCCCUCUCGCUGGCCCGCAGCACGGCAGCCAUCGCGCCCAUCCUUAGCGUGCCCACGAACAUGAUCGCCGGACAGUUCCUGCAGCCCGCCGCCUCUGCCGCCCCGGUGCAGGCCAAAUGGCCGGCGCAGUAGGGGCGGGCGCCGCCAGCCCCGGGACUCUCCCGCCGCGCAGCCCAGGAGGGAGGCCGCCUGUGCAGGUAAAGCCAGUGCGCAGCGCCGCGACGACGGCCGGGCUCCCCUUUAUGCCGGGAGGAGGCGGAAAGGACUGACUUUCCCUUCGCGCUUUGUAUUUUUUUAGAAACGGUCCAGCCUGGGGGAAGGAUUUCCAAACCAAGAACUGUAGGAUGAGGAGCCCCGAGCUUUCACUUUUGUUGAAGGUUCUUAGUCUUCUCCGUAGUUUUCUCCGAAAUAGACCCAAACUCACCUGAACGAAAAGGGAAGGCGUUUUAAAACAUGACAAAGAAUUGAGCUGGGGGGCAAAAAUUGGGAAAAACCCGAGAGAAAAUAUCCCUGCCGUUCUAUCAAGAGGAGCCUGUUUAUAUAUGAAUGAAUAUAUGUAUUCUAAAUGUUAUUCCUUCGUGUUGUACACAGCUUUGUA
Molecule: messenger RNA, 1872 nt
Organism: Eublepharis macularius
Lineage: Eukaryota; Metazoa; Chordata; Lepidosauria; Squamata; Eublepharidae
Gene: FOXD3
Product: forkhead box D3
Exons: 1
Coding region: 111-1406 (431 amino acids)
Biological process (GO): anatomical structure morphogenesis; regulation of transcription by RNA polymerase II; cell differentiation
Molecular function (GO): DNA-binding transcription factor activity, RNA polymerase II-specific; RNA polymerase II cis-regulatory region sequence-specific DNA binding
Source: RefSeq, a predicted model, not a curated record